Molecule: messenger RNA, 5276 nt
Organism: Drosophila arizonae
Lineage: Eukaryota; Metazoa; Arthropoda; Insecta; Diptera; Drosophilidae
Gene: msn
Product: serine/threonine-protein kinase msn
Biological process (GO): protein phosphorylation
Cellular component (GO): cytosol
Molecular function (GO): ATP binding; MAP kinase kinase kinase kinase activity
Source: RefSeq, a predicted model, not a curated record
AGCAGCAGCCGCCGCCGCCGCCGCAACAGAAUAACAAAAAAAUAGCAAAUCAAAAUGGCGCACCAGCAACAACAACUGGCACAAUCGGUGAAUUGUUCAUUGGAUGAUAUCGAUUUGACGGCACUAAAGGAUCCGGCUGGCAUCUUUGAGCUCAUCGAGGUCGUUGGCAAUGGCACCUACGGCCAGGUCUAUAAGGGCCGUCAUACAAAAACUGGUCAGUUGGCUGCCAUAAAGGUGAUGGAUGUCACCGAAGAUGAGGAGGAGGAGAUCAAGCUAGAGAUCAAUGUGCUUAAGAAAUACUCAAAUCAUCGCAACAUUGCCACCUACUAUGGUGCAUUCAUUAAGAAAUCGCCGCCCGGCAAAGAUGAUCAGCUCUGGCUGGUCAUGGAGUAUUGCGGCGCUGGCUCCGUCACCGAUCUGGUCAAGUCCACAAAGGGUCAGAGCCUGAAAGAGGAAUGGAUCGCGUACAUCUGCCGUGAAAUCUUGCGCGGCCUCAGCUAUUUGCAUUCGAACAAAGUCAUCCAUCGCGACAUCAAGGGCCAAAACGUGUUGCUCACCGAUAAUGCUGAGGUCAAACUGGUUGACUUUGGUGUCUCCGCGCAGCUGGAUCGCACGAUAGGCAGACGCAAUACAUUUAUUGGUACGCCCUACUGGAUGGCACCGGAGGUCAUUGCCUGUGAUGAGAAUCCAGAGGCCACAUACGACAAUCGCUCAGAUUUGUGGUCGCUGGGCAUCACAGCUUUGGAAAUGGCUGAGUCACAGCCGCCACUCUGCGAUUUGCAUCCGAUGCGUGCACUAUUCUUGAUACCGCGCAACUCGCCGCCGCGUCUCAAAUCCAAGAAAUGGUCCAAGAAGUUUCAGGGCUUCAUUGACACGGUGCUAGUUAAGGACUAUCACCAGCGGCCUUACACCGAGAAUCUGCUGAAGCAUGCCUUCAUCAAGGAUCAGCCAACGGAUCGACAGGUGCGCAUACAGCUCAAGGAUCACAUCGAUCGCUGCAAGAAGCGCAAGCAGGAGAAGGAGCGUGAAGAUUAUCGCUACUCGGGCUCGGACAACGAUGACGACGAGCCGCAGCUGGCCGGUGAGCCCAGCUCCAUUAUCCAGGCGCCGGGUGGCGAUACCCUGCGUCGCAACUUCCAGCAAAUCCAAGAGGGACGCAUGGCCGCCGAACAGCAACAGCAGCAGCAGCAUCAUCAGCUGCUCGCCCAGGCCCAGGCCGCUGCCCAUGCCGCCGCCCAGGCCCAACUGCAUCAGCAGCAACAGCAAGCUGCCGCCGCCGCAGCAGCAGCUGCGCACGCAGCCCAGCAGGCGCAGGUGGCACAGCAACAGCAGCAGCAGCAGGCGCAGGCCCAACAGCCGCAGGCCAAUCGCCAGCAGAAGCCAACAUCGCGCCAACAGAUUGAGGAUCCUGGUCCGCCGGCACGCCCACAAUUGCCACAGCGGUUGAUUGUGGUGCCAGAUCCACCGCAUGCCAAUCGCCCAUUGCCACCGACGCCCAAGUGUGGUGAGCCAGCGGCACAAACGCCGCCCCAACAGCUGCAGCGCAGCUCUCAGAACAAUUUCAAGCCAUCGUUACCACCAAGGAGACCUGAGGAUCAUUUGGAUGUGUUAGCAGCGCAAUUAAAUGAAUUGGGCGUGGUCUCCUCCCAACAGCCGCAGCCACAGACAGCAGCAGCAGGAGGCGGUGGUGGACAGCAGCUGGCACAGCCGGAGGCGCCGCCACGCAACAAUCGACAAUCGGGCGCCGGCAAUGGAGCCAUCUGUGUGUCGGCCUCCUCAUCGUCAUCGUCGUCAUCGAAGCCGGCAGCCGCAUUGCCAUCGCAGUCGAACAAUCAUUUGGGACAGCCGGUCAAUCCGUUGGAUCCGCUCGACAGCAGCGACUCGGACAGCGAACCGGACGAGCCCAACGAUCGGGCACGCAACGAUGGCACUCUACUGGCCAGCGAUCCGCCCAAACCGCUACCCGAAUUUUCAUAUAGGCCCGGCCUGGGACCCGUUUCCGAGGAUACGACAACAGCAACAACAACAACGACCACACCGCUGAGCCAUGGCAGCGGCGGUCCACCAAAUCGACCCUUGCCACCGACCCCAGAUGACGACGAUCAAGCCGGCGAUCGAACGCUGAUCAUGAAGCGCAAACUAGAACAAAACGUAAAUCGCUUACAAAAAUCCGCUUCCACUUCGCAUGCGCCGAGGCGAGCCGAAGACGUAAAGCUUCUGCGCGAGUGGGACUUCGAUCGCUUCUUUCCCAAAAAACCGAAUGCUGCUAGCGGCGCUGCCAGCAGCAGCAGCGGCAGCAGCAGCACCACGGCCAGCCUCAGUCGCAGCUCGAAUUUGAGCACGCUUAAGGUGGAGGCAAAACUGCAGCGCGCCAGCGUCGCCGAGGCCAUAGCCCGACCCGUGCCGAAAGGCUAUCAGCCGUUAAAGGGCGCCAGCUCCUCAGCUGGCGUUAACAUUGCCAAAGAGCUUAACAGCAGCAACAACAACUUAACACAGCAGCAGCAGCAGCCUCAGCCUCAGUCAUCGGCACAGCAGCUGCAGCAGCAGCAGCCACAGCACAAACGUCAGGAAUCCGACUCGAAGCUGCCGAGCUUUGUGCGCGGCUUUCGACGCGAGAACUCAGACUUUUUCCCGUUAGCUAAGCGACAUUCGGCAGUGUUCAGCGGCAGCGCUGCCAGCAUCAAGAGCGGCACCAAUGCACAGCUGCCGUCGCAGCCGGUGCGCGCCAGUGCCAUGUACCAAAGGAACAGCAUUUACAACAGCAGCAGCAGCGGCAGCRGCAGCAAGGAGAACAGCGCUGCCGUUGCAACGGAUAAGACCAAAGCGACAGCCACAAAGCCAGCAGCAGCCGCUGCCGCUGCAGCAGCAGACGGGAAUCGCAGCGCGCAGCAGCAUACCAGUUCGAGCGGCGCCCUGAGCAACUCCACACAAAACACGACAACCACUUCGUUGCACUCCUCGGCUGGCACCACCGCGGCCAAUUCGCUGCUGCGCCGGCCCGCGGUCAUUGAUCAGCAGCCGCAAAGCUCGAACAACAACUCCGACUCGGUCUACGUGAAUACGGACUACAACAAUCGCGAAACGUUGCUCUGCGAUGCCCACUUCGAUCAGCAACAGUUGCUCUCGGCGGCACAGCAACAGCCGCCACCGUCGCCCGCAACGGCGCUCUAUUUGAAUCAGAGCGCAUUGAUCCAGGCGCAGGCUCAAGCGCAAGAGCAACAACAACAGCAGCAGCAGCAGCAGCAGCAACAGGCACAGGCACAGGCUGCAGCACGUCUCGCCAUCAACUCGAAUGGCGUGGUACGUAAGCUGCCCGAGCAUCUGGUCUUAAAUCAACAAACACUGGCUGAGGCCAUAUCCCAGCAGCAUGGCAGCAGCGUGCAGGCAUCGCCGGCGCUGAGCACCGCCUCGGGCCCCUAUAUACCCAUUAGUGAGUGUUUUACGGGAAGUCCGAAAUUUUUAAUGGAUAGCCAGGCCAAUGCGGCGGCUGCUCUCAACAAUUUGGAUCCCAAGUUCUAUGAUACGCCGCGCAGUCACAACAACAUUGGCCUCAACUUAACCAACGAUCAAUCCUAUUCACCCAAAAUUACGAACUGCAGUCUGCAACAGCUGGCAAAUUCUAGUGGGAAGCAGCGCAGUCAACGCUCUGACUCGGACUCCGAGAGCGUUUUUACAGACGACGACGAAUGGGCGCAUCCGUUGCCGUUACGUGAGAAUGUUGAUCGCAGCACACGUCCUUCGGAUAGCUCCAUUGAGAACGAAUCCUUUGUGCUAACCUUCGCGCAGCGCUUCUCUAAAAUGCCAGAAGAUGGAGCUGCCUUGACGCCGACAGCCGCUGCCCGGCAUGCCAAGCAACUGGCUGCCAUACCGGCCACAGCAGCCGAUGGCGCUGGCGAGCAUCAUACGCUGGAGCGACUGGCCAAGGUGCUGAAGAACAAAAAUAACCUUAUACUGGACUUUAAGGACAACGAAAAAUUACAACGCGAUUUGCCGCAGCUGUCGGACACGGAGAACACAUCGCCCGCGAUUGUGGCCGCCAAUGCCAGACACGCGAAUUCCUCGUUGAUCGAAGAGAGCUAUGACAUUCCACGCUCCCAUCAGUUGCCCUAUUGCAAUGUGGGUCAACUGUUGGGCGACCGGCCGGUGACCAGUCCGCACAAUAGCAAUCCCAUAGCUGCUUCCACGCCCAAUCUGAUGGCCGAUAUGGGAAACCAGGGGCUGCCAUCGGCGGCUACGACGACAACGGCAACGGCAACAACAACGGCGGUUAAUUCGCCAACCAGUGCACGAACGCUGCCGCGCCAGCAUUGUUAUACGAACGCCGCGCCCACUCGCAUGGAGGGCAAUGUGUUUCGCUAUGAUUUCAUUGAACAAGCCGAUUGCCCGCCUGUUAAUCGCAAGCUUAAGCCCAAGGUAUCCAAUGCGCCGCUGGAGGCAACGCACAAGAGUAGCGUGGAGGAUAAGCCGCCCGAGGAGUUCCCAGCCAAGCCGCCAGUGGGCGCCAUGGAGCAGCUGAGCAGCAAGUUGGGCGCCACCAAGCUGCAGUCCAGCGCGCCACCCAGUGUGGAUCGUAAAUGCAAACCCAACGCUUUCAAGUUGGGCUCCUCGGCUACGAUGUCGCCGUCGACGCGUCGCUCGUCGGGCGCACCGCUCUCGAUGGUGCUGCCGCAUGAAACGGAUGUUCAUUCGCCGGCAGCUAUUGGCUAUUUCCAUGAGACGCGUACUCUGCCACGCCAGCAGCAUCGGCAGCAUCCCAACAGUCCCGGCAGCCAAUCGGUGCAGCAUCAACGCACAGCCUCUGCGGCAGCAGCAAUGACCUCGACAUCAGCCGCAGCAGCAGCAGCCGCUCAAGCGGCAGCGAACUUCAAGCAAAUCCAGCAACAACAACAGCCGCAGCAGCAGCAUCAGGAGCACAAGCUACAGUACUUUGAUCUGGAUGUCACCAAUAAGCCGCAAUUGCUCAAUCGUCAGAGCAUGAGCGUCGGCAAUUUGUACUCCCAAGGCAAAGUUGCUCUGAGUCAACCGGCGCGCCUAGGCGCUAGUGAUGCGGCUGCUGUGCGGGCGCCGGUGCAAAGCGGCGUUGUUUACAACUUUGUGGACUUUGUCAAGACGGAGGCGUUCAAGCGCAUACGCGAGGAGCGCAACAAGGAAAGCAGUGACAACAAUAACAAAUGAGCUGCGCGCACGUUUCCAAAUCCAUGACUCACUCAUUUUUUUUUGUAUAAUGUGCAAUGGCGUCAUGCGAAACUCUGAUGUAGUGCCUGCAAAUGCUGUCU